Messenger RNA from Pyrus x bretschneideri (Chinese white pear), 2066 nucleotides. Its product is annotated as glycerol-3-phosphate dehydrogenase [NAD(+)] GPDHC1, cytosolic-like. The coding region runs from base 338 to 1765 and encodes 475 amino acids. Lineage: Eukaryota; Viridiplantae; Streptophyta; Magnoliopsida; Rosales; Rosaceae. Gene Ontology annotation, biological process: glycerol-3-phosphate catabolic process; carbohydrate metabolic process. Gene Ontology annotation, molecular function: NAD binding; glycerol-3-phosphate dehydrogenase [NAD(P)+] activity. The transcript is spliced from 7 exons. Gene Ontology annotation, cellular component: cytosol; glycerol-3-phosphate dehydrogenase (FAD) complex. The record is from RefSeq and is a predicted model, not a curated record.
UUUAUGCUCCUCAUCCUGUCUCUGCUGUCACGCUUUCUCCUUUCAAUGAUUCAAAGCUUCUUCAUGCAAGUUACAUUUUUCUGACCUCCAUUGCACUGUCGGUGUCUGUCCGGCUUCAAUUUUCCAGCAUGAUAUCCACCGUCAAUGCUGGCGGGUCUGGACUGAUAGGAAUUUAAGUGAACAACCCAAAACAACUUUAUGACCGGAAAGCCUUAUCCGACAAGUUUCAGCUGGAUUUGGUUAGCAACAAAUCUUGAUUGGUGGGUCGGAAAAUCUGAGUGAAAAGAUGAAUAUUGUGUAUUGGGAGAGAAAGAUGAUAUAAAUACCAAAGUUGGAGAUGGUGGGGAGCAUUGAGGCUAUGAAUCGUAAUUUAUACCCGAAUGGAUCUGUUCAGAACUUUAAUGCAUUGGAGGAGAAGCUUGACGAGCUCCGAAUCCGCCUUGGAAAGGCUAAUGGUGAUCCUUUGAGAAUUGUUGGUGUCGGUGCGGGUGCAUGGGGCAGUGUUUUUGCUGCUGUGUUGCAGGAUAGCUAUGGUCAAUUUCGAGACAAGGUUCAGAUAAGGAUAUGGAGAAGAACGGGAAGAGCAGUUGAUAGAGCCACAGCUGAACAUCUUUUUGAAGUGAUCAACUCGAGGGAGGAUGUGUUGAGGAGGUUGAUCCGGCGUUGUGCGUAUUUGAAAUAUGUGGAGGCAAGGCUGGGGGAUCGAACUCUUUAUGCCGAUGAGAUUUUGAAAGAUGGAUUUUGUUUGAACAUGAUCGAUACCCCUCUGUGUCCCUUGAAGGUUGUAACCAGUUUACAGGAGGCUGUUUGGGAUGCUGACAUUGUGGUGAAUGGCUUGCCAUCGACGGAAACAAAAGAGGUGUUUGAAGAGAUAAGUAAUUAUUGGAAGGAAAGAAUCACAGAUCCGAUUAUCAUCUCUUUGGCCAAAGGUAUUGAAGCUGCACUGGAGCCUCUCCCGCAUAUCAUAACUCCCACGCGAAUUAUUCACCGGGCGACUGGUGUACCUAUAGAGAACAUACUUUAUUUGGGUGGCCCAAACAUUGCCUCAGAGAUCUACAACAAGGAAUAUGCUAAUGCUCGAAUAUGCGGAGCUGAGAAGUGGAGAAAACCUCUUGCAAAAUUCUUAAGGCAACCCCAUUUUAUUGUCUGGGACAAUAGUGAUCUUGUUACACAUGAAGUCAUGGGUGGCUUAAAGAAUGUCUAUGCCAUCGGAGCAGGGAUGGCAGCAGCUCUCACAAAGGAAAGUGCUACCAGCAAAUCUGUAUACUUUGCACAUUGUACCUCGGAGAUGAUAUUUAUCACUCAUUUGUUGGCGGAAGAGCCUGAGAAACUUGCAGGGCCUUUGCUGGCUGACACAUAUGUAACCCUGUUGAAAGGUCGCAAUGCGUGGUACGGGCAAAUGUUAGCCAAAGGAGAACUAAACCGCGAUAUGGGUGAAAACAUCAGUGGCAAAGGAAUGAUUCAGGGUGUCUCUGCAGUCAAAGCAUUUUAUGAACUUCUCAGUCAGUCGAGCCUAAAUGUCUUGCAUCCUGAGGAAAACAAGCCUGUUGCUCCCGUAGAGCUCUGCCCCAUCUUGAAGACGCUAUAUAAAAUAUUGAUAACAAGGGAGCAAUCAUCACGAGCUAUUCUUCAAGCGUUGAGGGAUGAAAACUUGAACGAUCCCAGGGAACGCAUUGAGAUUGCACAGAGCCAUGUCUUCUAUAGGCCUUCCCUUCUCGGACAGCCUUUGACUAGUUUCCGUUUGCAAGAUAAAGUGGUAAUAUAAUCCCUGUGAAAGCAUGGUAUUACAGGACUGCAUGGUGGAAAUAAGCAUGUUGGUUUUGAUAAAUGUUAAUCAUAUAUAUAACUUAUUUUUGCUUCCUAAGGAUACGAUAGCUUGCUCUUUGGUCGUGAACUUGCUAGUAGCCCAAUUGAUUUUCAUAGCUCUUGUAUGGGAGCUGGAUUUGCAUUGUAUUGUGUAUCAUAUUAUUAAGAUACAAAAAACCGAUGAUCACAUAUUUGUAUAGAUGAAGGAAUACCAUUUUCCGACCAUACGGAAACAGAAAAACAUCGUUUUUAGGUCUUGA